UUCAUGUUAUUGUGGCCAAUUUCAUAGAUGUUGGUUGCCUUGUUGCUUUCUCUCCCCUCUCCUCUCACCCAAGCCAUUCUGCAUAAGCGAAGCUGUGGACGCAGCAUACUGCUGCUACACUUCAACGCGGGAAUGCGUAUAAUAAUAAUAAUAAAGCGCUUGCAAUUGCCUUGCAUGCGCUUUGUUUAUGUGUUCGUGUACGUGCUCCGCAGGACUUGUGAUUUUGCCUGACCUUCGAAAACAAUUGGACUGCCUGCCCUGGCAAGGGACUCUUAUUGCCUAGCUUCUUGUUAUGGCGGCAUCAACAGUAGCACGUAACGCCACUCGACCUGUCGUUGCUUCAAAGCUGCUGCUUUCUCGCUCCCGCUGUAUCAGUUCGACGUAUUGCCCAGCUGCACCGUGUAGCCGUGUGGUGAAACAGCAUACCGGUGCUCCCUGCUCAGUAGCUGUUGUCAGUACCAGGAGCUUGGUGAGGGUAGCGGACACAGGUAGUGGCGAGUACACUGCGUUGCUGGUGACACACCAUCACUAGCAAUGCCCGGCGUCACGCAGUGCAGCGCGUCACUAUUCCACUCCGCGUGUCACAACCGCAGCGUUGCAAGGGUUGCUAGCGCAAGUGCAGCGUCUCCAGCAGGAACAGCGCAGCAACGGUGGCGGAGCACUGAGCCCGGAGCAGAGGUCCAGAUUGGCUUCCGCUUGUCAUAUGCUGUGCGCUGCGAUCGGAUCAUUGCUCAGCACCAUCCCUUACUAUACUUGCUGCAGCAAUGUUCCCGCUACAAUGCUUACCCGGGUGUAGCCAGCAACGGACUGCGAUCUAGUGUAUCCAUAUUCUCCACGUGUACAUUGGCGCUUGAUGACAUCAUCAAGUCACUGCUUACGUCAUCGAAUACUAAGAGAGAUUUCGCACAGGCUGUGUCAGCACUUGAAGAACAUUCGGAGCUGCUCAGGGAUCACGCGCAGCUUUUUAGUCAUCUACGCUGUCGUGCAAGUGGACAAGACUGGCGACCUGAUCGUUGAUCAUACUCAGUUUCCGGACGACUUUCUGGACACUGCUGAGAGUAUGGAGCGGAGAAGCUUCUAUGAACGGUGCCUCGGCCUUCAUAGUGCCAGCUCUGAGCCUUCUAAGGCAGUCAUCAUUCACUUCCAUGGUGGAGGGUUUCUGGCGCAAACGUCACAGUCACAUGUGAGCUAUCUAAGCCACUGGGCCAACCAGCUCAACGUUCCCGUGGUGUCCGUUGACUACAUGACGGCCCCCGAGCACCCGUACCCACGUGCCGUCAACGACUGUUCUACGCGUACGCCUGGGUGCUGAGGAACGCCACCAGCCUGGGCACCACUGCCGAGAAAGUCAUCCUGGCCGGCGACUCGGCCGGAGGUAACUUUGUCUUCGGAGUGGCAUUCCUCGCUGCGCAGUACCAGCUUCGGAAGCCGUGUCUGGUUCUGGGAGCGUACCCUGCUCUGAAAAUCUCACUGGAUCUGUGACCGGCACGCUGCCUAAGCGUAAUGGAUCCGCUGUUACCCAUUGGAAUGCUGCGGGCAUGUUUGAAUGCGUACCGGGGGAGUGGCAGGUGAGAUACCAGUUCUUCUUUUCCUUGGAAAUUUCACUGUACAGUGCAUUCCUGGGAUUAGCAAAUUAGAAUUGGCAAACGUUGGCAUCUUUGGAUAGUGACAGCUGAUAAGAGGUGCAUAGACUGUCACUCCAAGUAAAAAUUCCUUCGGUGCAAAUAAGAUUGCCCAUUUCACAAUAUAUACCCUUACCUUGUAAUGUGAACAGUCGGCGUGGAGACAGUAACUUUUAAAAUUAUAGCUAAUGUGGUUGCGGUA
Molecule: messenger RNA, 1824 nt
Organism: Sycon ciliatum
Lineage: Eukaryota; Metazoa; Porifera; Calcarea; Leucosolenida; Sycettidae
Exons: 3
Coding region: 854-1312 (152 amino acids)
Biological process (GO): triglyceride catabolic process
Cellular component (GO): cytosol
Molecular function (GO): triacylglycerol lipase activity; sterol ester esterase activity
Source: RefSeq, a predicted model, not a curated record